Messenger RNA from Saccostrea cuccullata (small rock oyster), 7785 nucleotides. RefSeq names its product myosin-VIIa-like. NCBI's taxonomy places the organism in Eukaryota, Metazoa, Mollusca, Bivalvia, Ostreida, Ostreidae. The record is from RefSeq and is a predicted model, not a curated record. Gene Ontology annotation, cellular component: cytoskeleton; myosin complex. Gene Ontology annotation, molecular function: cytoskeletal motor activity; protein binding; ATP binding. The transcript is spliced from 45 exons. Bases 192 to 6737 code for a protein of 2181 amino acids.
GGUCACGUGACGUGUGCCGUCUAAAAGUAUAGUGUAUAGACAGGUUUUAAUUCAAGGGUGUGUCCAUUUUGGAAGCUUGACAGAACGUACAAAAUGUGGAAUAUAUGUUAACAAUGGAAUAUCCUAACUAUUUCCAAGAUAAUACGUUUUUUGAAAUUAAUUAAGUGACACCUAGACAUCAAAAAGUUACCAUGGUGAUCCUAACAAAGGGAGAUCAUAUUUGGCUUGAGCCAGCGACCAAAGGAGAAUUUUCCGUGUCCAUUGGCGCCCGUGUGAAGCUUCACGACAAAAGCCGCAUCAACGUGGUGGAUGAUGACGGGAAGGAACACUGGAUCGAUCUCAAUCGUCCGAUGCGACACAUGCACACGACAUCAGUGGAGGGCGUGGAAGACAUGAUCCUGCUUGGGGACCUCAACGAGUCCGGAAUCCUUAGAAAUCUCUUCAUCCGAUACAUGGACAACCUCAUCUAUACAUACACUGGCUCAAUUCUUGUGGCCGUCAAUCCGUACCAAAUCCUCCCCAUCUACACUGCCGAGCAAAUUCAACUGUACAGAGACAAAAAGAUUGGUGAAUUACCUCCACAUAUAUUUGCCAUUGCGGACAAUGCCUACUACAACAUGCAGCGCUAUAACAAUGAUCAGUGUGUUAUAAUAAGUGGUGAGUCGGGGGCCGGUAAAACAGAGAGCACUAAGCUGAUCCUACAGUUCCUGGCAGCUGUCUCAGGACAACACUCCUGGAUAGAACAGCAGAUCCUAGAGGCAAACCCUAUCAUGGAAGCUUUUGGAAAUGCCAAAACCAUCAGAAAUGACAACUCCAGUAGAUUUGGAAAAUAUAUAGACAUUCACUUUAAUCAGAAAGGAUCUAUAGAAGGGGCCAAAAUUGAACAAUAUCUUCUGGAAAAAUCUCGAAUAGUUACACAAGCUCAUGACGAAAGGAAUUACCAUAUAUUUUACUGCAUGUUGGCUGGGAUGACAGCUGAAGAAAAGAAGAAACUAGAUGUAACAGAUGCCACAAGUUACUGGUACCUCACACAGGGUGGAUCCAUAACUUGUGAGGGACGGGAUGAUGUGAAGGAGUUUGCCGACAUUAGAUCUGCCAUGAAGGUCCUUUUGUUUAAGGAUUCAGAAGUGUGGGAUAUUCUCAAAGUUCUAGCUGCACUUCUCCAUGUUGGAAACAUUAGAUACAAUGCUAUAGAGAUGGACAACAUAGAGGCCAGUGAAGUCCAGGACAUUCAGUACAUCAACAAGACAGCUCGCCUAUUUGAGGUGAGAGCUCAGGACUUGAUAGAUGUCCUGACAACCCGUACCAUUGUGACGCGGGGCGAGAGUGUCACCGUUACCAUGGGGAAAGACAACGCAGGGGAUGUACGAGACGCUUUUGUCAAAGGAAUCUAUGGUCGCAUGUUUAUUUGGAUUGUAAAUAAAAUUAACGUUGCUAUCUACAAACCAGCAAAGGCUAACCAGUUUAGGACUUCAAUAGGAGUUUUGGACAUCUUUGGUUUUGAGAGCUUUGAUGUGAAUAGUUUUGAACAGCUCUGCAUCAAUUAUGCAAAUGAAAAUCUUCAGCAGUUUUUUGUUCAACACAUUUUCAAGUUAGAGCAGGAAGAGUAUGACAAUGAAGGAAUCAACUGGAAGCACAUUGAGUUUGUGGACAACCAAGACACACUAGAUUUAAUCGGAGCCCGGCCUAUGAACCUGAUUUCACUGGUAGAUGAAGAAAGCAAGUUUCCAAAGGGAACAGAUCGCAGUAUGUUGGACAAAUUCAACAACAACCAUAGGAGUAACAAGAAUUAUCUACAGCCUAAGUCUGACAUCAACCUACAGUUUGGUCUCAAUCACUUUGCUGGUGUCGUGUUCUAUGACUGUAAAGGUUUUCUGGAGAAGAACCGAGACACCUUUAGUCCAGAUUUACUGGGACUUAUACAGGCCUCCUCCAACAAGUUCCUGGUCAACCUGUUUACACAGGACAUAAACAUGGGAUUGGACACGAAGAAGAGAGCCCCCACCCUGGGAUCACAGUUUAAGAAAUCUCUGGAGCUGCUAAUGAAGACCCUGGGAGCCUGUCAGCCAUUCUUUGUCAGAUGUGUCAAACCUAACGAGUACAAAAGACCUCUGGAAUUUGACAGGUCACUAUGCUGUAAACAGCUAAGAUACUCGGGAAUGAUGGAGACGAUCCGAAUCCGACGUGCAGGUUAUCCAAUCCGACACAAGUUUACAGACUUUGUGGAUCGCUAUAGAAUCUUGGCCCCAGGGAUAGGACCGUCUCAUAAGGAAGACUGUAGGGCCGCCUCAAAUAAAAUCUGCUCCACUGUGUUUGGUGCUGCUCCACCGUGUGGUGGCGAUUACCAGAUAGGAAAAACUAAAGUGUUUCUCAAGGAUGCACAAGACGUUUAUUUGGAGCAAUGUCGAGAGAAGGAGUUGACAAAGAAGAUUCUAAUCCUCCAAAAGACGAUCCGCGCCUGGCAUUGUCGACGACGCUUCUUAAAGAUGAAGGACAGCUGUAUAACAAUGCAGACCGCAUGGAGGGCAUAUAUCGCCAGAAAGAGGUUCUUAGUGAUUAAGAAGGGUUACCAGCGACUGCAGGCCAUCAUCAGGUCCAGGAUUCUGACCGCCAGGUUCAACGCUGUCAGGAGUCUCAUGACCAACCUCCAGAGGUACUGCCGAGGCUUUUUAGUAAGACAGUGGGCAUCCAAGAGAAUGACGUCGAUCGUCAAACUCCAGGCCUGCAUCAGAACUCUGAUAGCCAAAAAGAAGUACAGGAGACAGAAGAUAGAGUAUCAGAAAAUCCAGGAAGCAGAAAGACUUAGACUUGAAGAAGAACACAGACUGAAGAAGAAAAUGAAUGAAAAGAAAGCCAAACAAGAGGCCGAGAGACUUUACAAGGAACGACUGGCGAAGAUGGAACAGGAAGUUACAGAAGAGGAACUUAAACAGAAGUCAGAGAUCCUGCACAAGAGGGAACAGAUUGAUCUGGCCGAGCGAAAGAAGAAUGAGACAGUCAGCGACUCCAAACUGGUGGAAGAAAUUUUUAAUAUAUUUGAUGAUGAAGGGAAUGAACAACAGGGAGAUGCACCUUAUCCCUUCAUGGACCUGGAGGAGAAACGAAGGAAGAUGAUAUCGGAGAACGGUCUUGAUUUAGAUGAGAUGGCCAUUCCUCUCCCAGACGAUGAGGAGGAUUUAUCAGAGUACAAGUUCUCCAAGUUCGCAGCCAUGUAUUUCAAGAAUAACGCCUCACACACUUACAUUCGCAGAGUCCUUCGAGAACCAUUGCUUCCCCUGGCCAGUGAUGGUGACAAACUGGCUGCCUUGGCUGUCUGGAUCACAAUUCUAAGAUUUAUGGGAGAUUUACCAGAACCCAAAUACCACACAGCUACAGCUGAAACAAGGGAUACAACACCAGUAAUGACGAAGAUCUAUUCCACACUGGGACGAAAAUUUAACAAAAAAGAUCUGGAGGAAGCCAUGAGAAUGGGAAUCGAUAUUGAAAAAGAGCCGAUUCCUGGGAUUCGUGGCUCUGGUAAGAGAAGCGUGAGGAAGAAGCUGGUGUCCCUCACCCUGAAGAAGAAGUCCAAACUGACAGAGGAGGUGACCCGCAAACUACAGCAGGAGCUGGACAGCAGCUUCUCCUCCACAGGAAGUAACGCCCUCCUCGAGGACCGCCCCUCCUCAAACCUGGAGAAGCUUCACUUCAUCAUAGGACACGGCAUCCUCAGACCCGACCUACGAGAUGAGAUCUACUGCCAGAUCUGUAAACAGCUGACCCAGAACCCCACUAAGAGCAGUCACGCUCGCGGCUGGAUCCUUCUGUCUCUCUGUGUCGGAUGUUUUGCUCCCACGGACAAGUUCAUAAAAUACCUGAGGAACUUCAUCCAUGAAGGACCCCCAGGCUACGCUCCAUACUGCGAGGAAAGAUUACGGAGGACAUUCGCUAAUGGAACCCGAAAUCAACCCCCUAGCUGGCUGGAAUUACAGGCCACCAAAUCUAAGAAACCUCUCAUGCUUCCCAUCACUUUCAUGGAUGGAAACACAAAGACACUGCUGGCUGAUUCUGCCACAACAGCCAGGGAGCUCUGUCAACAGUUGUCAGAAAAAAUCGGCCUACGUGAUCAGUUUGGAUUUUCUCUGUACAUCGCAUUAUUUGACAAGGUGUCGUCCCUAGGCAGUGGAGGGGACCACGUAAUGGAUGCAAUCUCACAGUGUGAGCAGUAUGCCAAAGAACAGGGGGCCCAAGAGAGGAAUGCCCCCUGGAGGCUUUUCUUUAGGAAAGAAAUUUUUGCCCCUUGGCAUGAUCCUCAAGAGGACCCCACUGCUACCAAUCUCAUUUACCAGCAGGUUGUACGGGGCAUCAAGUUUGGUGAAUAUAGAUGUGAUAAGGAGGAUGACUUGGGUAUGAUUGCUGCCCAGCAGUAUUAUAUUGAGUAUGGCACUAGCCCCUCCCCUGAGCGUUUGCAGUCAUUGCUGCCUUCGUACAUUCCAGACCAUGCUUUAAAUCGACCAAACGCCAUGGACUUCUGGCUCUCAACAAUAUUAAACAAAAUGAAGAUACCGUACUUUACUAAUGAAAAAGUCAGAGCCCAAAAAGUGAAAGAGGAUAUUGUUAGUUAUGCCAAAUACAAGUGGCCGCUACUGUUUUCUCGUUUUUAUGAAGCAUACAAAUUUGCUGGACCUAGUUUGCCAAAGAAUGAUGUGAUUAUUGCUGUGAAUUGGACUGGUGUGUAUGUAGUGGACGACCAGGAACAGGUUCUCCUGGAGUUAUCCUUCCCAGAAAUCACAGCAGUAUCCAGUAGUAGAACUGGAAAAAUGCAUGGCCAAAGCUUUACUCUUGCCACAGUUAAGGGAGAUGAGUACACGUUUACCUCCCCUAACGCUGAGGACAUCAGGGACCUAGUGGUGACGUUCCUGGAGGGUCUGAAAAAACGCUCCAAAUAUGUGAUAGCUUUACAAGAUUACUCCUCCCCAGGAGAAGGUUCCUCUUUCCUCUCCUUCAGUAAGGGAGAUCUCAUUGUUCUGGAUCAACAGAAUGGUGAGACUGUGAUGAACUCAGGCUGGUGUAUUGGCGAGUGCGUACGUACCAAGAAGAAGGGUGACUUUCCAGCAGAAUGUGUCUAUGUUCUUCCUACCAUUACACGACCACCACAAGAAAUACUGAACCUGUUUGUCCAGUCGGGUGACCAGACCCUGGCCCCCACCCAUCAGGAGGUCCCCGAGGACAUGACGGCUGAGAAAACCUACACCCUGGAGGAGUACGCACUGGACCACUUCAGACCUCCUCCAAAACGUACGUUAAGUAAGACCUUGUCCACAGCAAGGCGAAAAAGACCUGAUGAACUGUGGAGGUAUUCCAAAGAACCACUGAAACAGCCAUUGCUGAAAAAACUUCUUGGGCGUGAAGAAAUGAGUUCAGAAGCAUGCAUGGCAUUUUUGGCUAUUCUGAAAUAUAUGGGGGAUCACCCAUCUCGGAGAGGAAGAACAGCCAACGAACUCACAGAUCAAAUAUUUGAACCACCACUCAGAAGUGAGAUUCUUAGAGACGAGAUUUACUGCCAGAUUAUCAAACAGCUAACUGACAACAGGAAUGACACAAGUGAGAGAAGAGGCUGGGAGUUGAUGUGGCUAGCUACAGGGUGCUUCACUCCCAGCACCAACCUCCUUAAAGAAGUGAUGCAGUUCUUACGAUCCAAGAGGAACCAGAUAGCCACGGACUGUGUCAACAGAAUGCAAAAGACUCUCAGAAAUGGGACGAGGAAGUACCCCCCACACCAGGUGGAGGUGGAGGCCAUCCAACACAAGACGACCCAGAUCCUCCACAAAGUCUACUUCCCCGACGACACUGACGAGGCAUUUGAAGUGGAGUCCAGCACGAGGGCCAAGGAUUUCUGUCUUAACAUUGCCAGUAAACUGCUGUUAAAGUCCUCAGAGGGAUUCAGUCUUUUUGUAAAGAUUGCUGACAAAGUGAUUAGUGUUCCAGAGGGGGAUUUCUUCUUCGACUUUGUCAGACAUCUCACAGACUGGAUCAGAAAGGCCAGGCCUACACGAGAUGGGAGUGUUCCAUCCUUCACCUAUCAGGUCUUUUUCAUGAAGAAAUUAUGGACAAACACAGUGCCUGGAAAAGACCCCCAUGCUGAUCAGAUAUUCCAUUAUCAUCAGGAGUUACCCAAACUACUACGAGGUUACCACAAAUGUAGUAAGGAGGAGGCUGCCCAGCUGGCUGCUCUUAUCUAUCGCGUCAAGUUUGGUGAAAACAAAGCCAACCUUGCAAACAUCCCUCGAAUGCUGCGUGAGCUUGUACCAAGUGACCUGAUAAAGGCUUAUUCCCCUGACGACUGGAAGAGACACAUCAUUGCAUACAUCAAUAAAAUUGGUGGCAUGUCAGCAGAGGAGGCCAAGGUCGAAUUCCUGAGGGUCAUCUAUAAAUGGCCGACCUUUGGAUCAGCUUUCUUUGAGGUCAAGCAGACAACGGAGCCUAAUUACCCAGAAAUCCUGCUGAUAGCAAUCAACAAACAUGGUGUUAACUUGAUACACCCAAGUACAAAGGACAUACUUGCGACACACCCAUUCACAAAGAUCUCCAACUGGAGCAGUGGUAACACGUAUUUCCACAUGACGAUUGGUAACCUUGUACGCGGAAGUAAACUACUGUGUGAAACUUCUCUGGGGUACAAGAUGGAUGAUCUUCUGACAUCAUACAUCAGUAUGAUGUUAACUAGCAUGAACAAACAGAAAAGUGCCAAGAAGUGAUGACAAAUCCUAAUGCUUUACAAAGACAUAUAUGCAAUAAGGACAGCAGAAUGAAUUCUCGUGUCCCAAAUUUAACCUGUGAUAAAUUUUCUUUUAUUCAUGAAAAUAGGCUUUUUUCAAAAAAGUUUUUAAAAAUUCUUUACAAAAACCAUGGUUUCCUUUAAUGUCAUGUGUUUAAUUAGAAGUUAUGGUACUGCUAUAUAAUCCAAUGUGGGGGUAAUUAUGACAUAAUUUCAUGUGAUUUGAUAGAGAAACAAUUUAGAGAAAGCAUAUACAUACAUAUAAUUUCUGUAUUUUAUUUGUUUUACGUAGCAGUAUGCUUAAAAAAAUGAUGAACUGUUGUAAAUAUUCAUUUCUAAAAGCAAGUAUAUGAAUUUAUUGUAAGAGUGCACAUUAAAGGAUCUUUAUAUAUAUAAACAUGUAUACUUACAAUAUCAGAUAUUUGUUCAGUCUCGCAUACAUUGUACAGUCCUUCAUAUCAAUUCUUUAUAUAGUAUAUAAGACAUAUUGUGGGGGGAUAUGGCUAAAUCUAAUUAUAACAAUGCUUUUUCCAAGUUUUUCAUUGUUCAGAACCCAUUCCUGAAUUUGCCUGUUUUAAGUGUAUAGCUUGCCUAAACUUGUUAUUUAUUAAAUUGUAUUGUUAAAUAUAAUGUAUAUAUGUAUGCUUUAACAAAUUUGUACACAGGGUGUAACAAGAUAUAUAUAUUAUUAUACGACUAAUUGUGCUGAAUUCCAUGGCUAUGAACAUUUUACAGCUCUGUCUCAGUGAUUCUUCUCCUCCAGUUGUAAACUUGCUUUGUUAGUUAGUAUCCAUGGUAACUGUUUGUGGUUACAUAAGUGCUUGAAUAUGUUGACAUAGAUUCUGAAAUGAAGUCCAUCCUUAUACUACAGGAACCAUUAACAAAUAAUAUGUGUAAUAAGACUUCAUAUUUUUAUGCAGUUCAUAGAAAAUCAUUUCCAUUUCCAGAAUGACAUAAUGAUACAAGGAUCCAAUGUUCAAAAUCAAAAUAUAUGGCAUACAAAAUAAAGUGAUACAGUUUUAUAUAAA